CAUCUCACUUUCACCAAGGCCAACGAUCGAAACCCUCGCGGCAUCCAUCGUGCGAUCUCGGACCACAUCCAGUAAAUACGGAAACCAUCCAACCAUGGAACGAAACCGCAACUCGUCCAAUAGCCUCGGCCCUCGACACGAUGCGACAUCUCGAGUCCAGAAGCCCGAGCCCGCGGCCGACAGAAUGGCAGCGCUCAAAGCUCGCGUAGCUGCUGCCAUCGGGAGCAGCAAAGCGAAGGGGGGCUUGAAUGUCGGUCUUCAUCCCGCACUCGAGGACCUGGGCCAGUGGAAGCCUUCGGGCAAGUCCCAAGAUCCCGGGUCUGCGAGCGGGAGCGCGCGAUUCCAGGGCGACUCGGCGAAGUCGUCCGGCAAGAAGAAGCAACUAGGCAUCUCGAGCCUUUCCACAGACGCGAAUCGGAGCAACCCCUAUUACGAUGCCAAUGCGCCCGGUCAUGGCGCGGCUGGCAGACAGAGGGAGUCGAGGCAGCUUAUUUUCAACCAGAAGGGAAAAUACAUCCAGCAGGCCAAUGCCCUCCGAAGGCAAGCGGCGUUGGAGGCCAUGAAGAAGCGCAUCGCUGAACAAACGCGCAAGGUUGGGAUUGACGAAGACCUCGAUUUGGAGAAGAAUUUUGUCGUGGAAGCGCCCCCCGACAUUGAAUGGUGGGACGAGGCGUUGGUGGAAGGGAAAAACUACGACGAUAUCGACGAUCCAAAGACACUCAAGAUCGUUUCCCCGGAUAGCAUCAUAACUGUAUACAUACAGCAUCCCGUCGCCAUCGAGCCGCCCCAGGACCGGCAUAUACCACCCCCGAAGCCCAUGUAUCUGACCCCGAAGGAGCAGAAGAAACUCCGCAGGCAGCGGCGGAUGGUGGAUCUGAAGGAAAAGCAAGCCAAGAUCAGGCUGGGCUUGGAGCCAGCCCCGCCUCCCAAGGUCAAGAAAGGAAACCUGAUGCGAGUACUCGGCGAGGAAGCCCUUCAAGACCCGACCGCCGUCGAGGCUCGGGUCAACAGGGAAAUCGCCGAGAGGCACCAAGAACACCUUCAGGCGAACGAGGACCGCAAGCUGACAAAGGAAGAGAGGCACCAAAAGAUUGUGGCAAACCGGGAGAAGGAUGCGCAGAAGGGCAUCCACGUCCUGGUGUUGAAGAUCGGAAGCCUCGCUAACGGGCAGCAUCGAUACAAGAUUGCUGUUAAUGCGGAGCAGCAUGGGCUGACAGGCGUGUGCAUCAUGCACCCUAGCUUCAACCUUGUCGUUGUAGAGGGGGGAGAAUACAGCAUUGGCAAGUACAAGAAGUUGAUGCUCGACCGGAUCGACUGGACCGAGAAUGUGCCGUCGCGCGAGAAGGAGGACACCAAGGGGACAGUUCGAGAUUGGCUAAAGGCGGAGGACGAGAAGGGCAUGCUCAGGGACAUGUCGCUCAACAAGUGCACUCUGGUCUUUGAGGGAGAGGCCAAGGGUAGAGCGUUCAGGAAGUGGGGAAGCAGAGUCUGCGAGACCGACUCCGAAGCACGAGAUGUCCUGGCCCGGACCAAGAUGGAGAGUUUCUGGGUACUGGCCAAGAACUUGCAAGGGAAUGCGGUAUGAACUUGCCAACAACGGUGUUGAGGAUGAUGCGGAGGUGGAAACGAACCAAACCUGUGUCAAGCUAGCGUGGCUAUUCCCAUUUGUUUCCCACGCCGCAUAUUCGAUUUAGCUCUGUUCAAUACCUAUCUAUCUACUGCCUAGGUGGGUGGUAGGUAGUUUACAGCCAUGCUUGGAGUUUCCGUUGAGAUGCUGGUCCUGUUCUCCAAUAAACCCAACCAC
Messenger RNA from Phialemonium atrogriseum, 1804 nucleotides. RefSeq names its product pre-mRNA processing factor 3-domain-containing protein. Bases 95 to 1585 code for a protein of 496 amino acids. The record is from RefSeq and is a predicted model, not a curated record. Gene Ontology annotation, cellular component: U4/U6 x U5 tri-snRNP complex. Lineage: Eukaryota; Fungi; Ascomycota; Sordariomycetes; Cephalothecales; Cephalothecaceae. Gene Ontology annotation, biological process: mRNA splicing, via spliceosome. The transcript has a single exon.